This is a messenger RNA of Phoenix dactylifera (date palm), 1957 nucleotides long. Its product is annotated as Metallo-hydrolase/oxidoreductase superfamily protein. Gene Ontology annotation, cellular component: plastid. The record is from RefSeq and is a predicted model, not a curated record. Lineage: Eukaryota; Viridiplantae; Streptophyta; Magnoliopsida; Arecales; Arecaceae.
CCAGUAACGGUUUCUUUGUUGGGAGCCGGCGAGGUUCGUAUUUCUUGGGACACCCGCAGCUAAUCUUCGGACUGAUAACAAAAGAAGCCGCAGCGGUCGCGUUCCUAUCGUCGCCAUGGCCGUUUUCCGGCUCGCCGCCGUGAUCAAGAAGCCGUCCGGCGAGGAUUUCCUGGUGGCCAGGCAGGCUCCGCCGCCGCCGCUGCGGGAAGAGGAAUACCAGAAAUUCGUGGACUCCGAUCUCUGGGACUUGCCUUCGGCGUCGCUGAACCCUCUGGAGGGUGAGAUCCGGACCGAGCCGCUCAUUGAAGGCGCCGAUUCUCUAUCAGAUAAGCUUGAAUUGAGGCGAUUCGACGUCUAUUCUGCUCUAAGUCAGGUUCUGUGGCAAGUGGGUUUGGUAAAUGCAAUCAGUGGAAGGUGGCAACUGUUGAAGUAUGUAGAAGAAGCUGAUUUCGGUCCAGAACCUCGAGUGGACACUAUUUUCAUCCUAGGGAGAUUGGAAUCUGAAGAGGAAAUUUUACAAGAGUCAUGUAAGUGGUUGUCUAUGGAGAGCGCCUUACAGUUGCUUUUGGAAGUGAAGCCAAGUGUUGAUCGUGUAGGACCUUUUGUAGUUAUUGGACUUCUCCCUGAUUCAGCUGUGACAUCAAGGUUGAGGACCACAUCUACAUUGCAUUGUCAGGAGUACCCACCUGGUAUCAUGCUUGUACCAAUGAAGAGUAGAACAAGAGAGCCUUUCCAUACAACAAAUCUAGUUGUCAUGGUACCAAAUAAUGCCACUGAUAGAUCAGAACAUUCUAGUUUUAUUACUUAUGGAGAUGCAUUAUUGAUGGAUCCUGGAUGCUGUUCGCAACUACAUGGAGAGCUAGCAGAUCUUGUAGCUGCACUUCCAAGAAAGUUAGUGGUCUUUGUUACUCAUCAUCACUAUGAUCAUGUUGAUGGUCUUUCAGUCGUCCAGAAAUGCAAUCCUGAUGCUACUCUAUUGGUGCAUGCAAACACCAUGGGCCGCAUUGGAAAAUGGACUCUUAAAUAUUCCCUAAUAACUGGCGGGGAGAAGAUUUGCAUAGGUGGUCAGCAAUUGGAAGUUAUUUCUGCUCCUGGUCAUACAGAUGGUCAUCUUGCUCUGCUCCAUGUUAGUACAAACACGCUUGUCGUAGGCGAUCAUUGUGUAGGUCAAGGGAGUGCUGUUCUGGAUGUUACAUCCGGUGGAAACAUGAAGGACUACUUCCAGACAACAUACAAGUUCUUGGAUCUGUCACCACAUGUUUUAGUUCCCAUGCAUGGUAGAAUUAACCUUUGGCCGAAGCAAAUGCUCUGCGGAUAUCUCAAGCAUCGUAGAGACCGAGAAUCAUCCAUUUUAAAAGCCAUUGAAAGUGGGGCAGAAACGUUAUUUGAUAUAAUUGCCAAGUCAUAUCCAGGUCUGGACAUCAAACUGUGGCUUCCAGCGUCAUCCAAUGUGAGACUUCAUGUGGAUCAUCUAGCCCACCACCAGAAGCUACCAAAGGAUUUCUCAAUGAAAAAAUUCCAAGCAACUUGUGGAGUCCAUUUUAUAUCUCGAUGGAUAUGGACUUUCUUGAAGAGGAGAAACAUUUUUAAAGUGCUCGCAAUUAUUGGGGUUGGAGGUUUAGCCAUGGCUUUUAGCAGGAAAGGGAAGUUUGGUGGAUGAAAUAUCCACACAAUCAGCAAAGCCAACUUCAAAAUUAUGAACUUGGAGUGCCGGCAGUUGCAUCUUUACACGGUGAAACCAGAGAUCAAAGAGAGCAGUUAGACUCGUUGAAGGACCUAUGAAGGAAGCCUUGCAUUAAAGCCUCUCGGCAGCAUCUGCAAGUCAAGCAGCCUUGUAACCUGGUUGUCUUUGAAUUUGACAACCCAGUGUGGAAGAGAAUUUUUUAAAAUAUUCAAAUUUUAAAACUUUCUUUCACAUUAUUGCAUGGGAAGGGCCAUAUAAUGGGUUAAUAGGUUC